Molecule: messenger RNA, 1016 nt
Organism: Danio rerio (zebrafish)
Lineage: Eukaryota; Metazoa; Chordata; Actinopteri; Cypriniformes; Danionidae
Gene: plin2
Product: perilipin 2
Cellular component (GO): lipid droplet
Source: RefSeq, marked provisional
CAGAUUAUGGCCAAUGCUAAAGAUGCAGUGACAGGAGCCAAGGAGGCUGUCAGCGGGACUGUGAGCGGUGCCAAGGAUUCUGUCUCCUUCACCCUAAAUGAUGUGAUGGACCGAACACGCGGGGCAGUGCAGGGCAGCGUGGAGAAGACCAAGACUGUGGUCAGCGGUGGAGUCCAGACAGUGAUGGACAGCAGGAUGCUCAAACUGGUGUCCAGCAGAGUGGACAAUGCACUGAGCACAUCUGAGACGCUGCUGGAGCACUACUUGCCUGAAAAUGAGGAGGAAAAAGAAGGUGAAGAGAGGAAUACUGAAGGAUUGGAAAAUGACAGCGAUUUGGCCAAUUAUUAUGUCCGACUGGGCUCUCUGUCCAUUAAAGUCAGAGACAGGACUUAUCAGAGAGCCGUGGAGAAAGUUCGUCAUGCCGUGCAGCGCGGACAGGAGUCCAUUUCACAGCUUAACCACACAAUGGAUAUAAUCGAAUUUACCAGGAAGAAUAUUGAUGGGUCUAACCAGAAGCUGCAGGAGAAACUGGGUUCACUAAUGGGCUGGAAGAGCGUUUCUCAAAGCCAAGAAACAGAGAGCGAAACAGACAGUGAAGCUGAGCAAAUUGAGUCGCGCACACUGACCAUCGCCCACAGCCUCAGCCAGCAGCUUCAGAGCACAUGUGUGGUGCUGGUGUCCAGUCUCAGGGGUCUCCCUCAGCACGUCCAGCUCCAGGUGGGCUCCGUCAGCCGCUCCGCAUUGGAGAUCUACAGCAGCUUCAGUAAAGCGGCCGUGCUGGGGGAUCUGUCCAGCACCGUCCUGUCCUCCAGCCGCUCACAGCUCAGCAGAAUCACAGAGUCCAUGGACAACGUGAUGGACUACCUGCUCAACAACACUCCUCUCAACUGGCUGGUCGGACCGUUUUACCCACGUGUGGAGCGCGCCGUUGAAAACGAGGCCAAAUGUAGCAAACAGAGGACCCUUCAAGUCACUGAAUGAAGCUUAAUCGAAUAUUAAAAUCCUGUCAUUAUUGA